AUGUCAAAUUCCGCGAUCUCACAUUACCAUACUAUUAAUGCAAUGAACUACAACGAUUGGACAUCGAUAAAUACCCAACUCCAAUCUGUUCAUGAAGAUACCGUUGAUACAGAGAACCAAAAGAUAUCCGAAAGAGCCCUUACAACUCUGUGGAAACAGAGUCACAGUUAUCAUGAGCCACAAGUGAAGGUCUCUAUUAAGAAAGGCAAAACCAUCACCAAGACCAAACGGAAUAGAAAGACUAUGAGUGAGACGGUUAGAGAAGCCUUUGCUAAGGAUAAAUUGGGUUACUUUGGUAAUCAAUCCAAAAUAGACGACUUUAUAAGAGAUUUAGGUAGUGGCACCUUACAAUCAGAUAUACUGCCCCUGACAUUGAGGAAGGGGGGACAACUACUACCUGGGAACAUAUUGUUUACUAGAGAUGAAUGGAUUCAUAUUGUAAAGCAGACCAAGCUACGGUUCCCGGAGUUGCAUCGUAAGGGGAAACAAACCCUUAAACGUGUCACUAGUCAAAUGCAAUUGGUCAAAAGCAUUGGAUCACCGUCGACUCAAACAAAAGAUAAUGAUAACACCAAUGAUGAUGAUAGUAAUGCUGAUAGAGCAUCUAUGUGGUCCCAGGCGUCCACGUGCCCUGAUGAAGAGUUAACUCCGAGUGAACUACGCUGGUUGUAUGAUUUACCGGAUACACAUCCCUGUUCUGAUAACGAGCAAGUCUCAGUCGACGAUGAAAGCUUCCAUAACGACUUCCCUUAUCUGUGUACACUUUCUCAAGCAAUGAAACAAUCUCAUGAUGUUGAUAUUAUUCUGGAUUCAGAGCCUGAACCGGAGCCUUUGAAGUUGGCUGAUUUCAAUCAAUCAGUGGCAAGUUUUCGUUUUGAUGAUAGUUUAAGAUUUAAAGAAGUACGAGAUAGUUUUAUUGGAGAACGUCAAGUAAAGGAUAGUUUCACUGGGGGUUCAUUAGUCAAAGAUAGCUUUAUUGGGGGUCCCUUCGUUAAAGAUAGUUUCAAGGAGAUGCCCGAUGAGUUCAAGACUCCAACUAAGAAACUCGUUUCAAUAAAUCCAGAAUCUGUUACCUCAACUAUUUAUUCUACGGCUGCGUCUACCUUGACCACUCCACAAAGUGGUAAGGGCAUUGACCAGAUUCUGGGAAUCCUAGAGGAUAGUAGCGAAGAAGUGAAAGAAGAAGAAUCAAAUAGUGGUGAUGAUUUCCUACCUUCUUCGUUCUCAGAUGUUGUACUACAAAGAGCUGAAAGACCUCAGAACUUAGAACGGAAAUCAUACCGAAUAGUGACAGUUCGAACUCCCUUGAAAAUUAAAGAUUACGAUAAUAAGGAGAUGCAUAUCAAGGUACGUAACGUGGUACCAAAACAAUUAGAAGCAAAUGAUCAUAAAGAAGAAUAUGAUGAUGAAGAAGAAGAAGAAGAUGUAAUAAACGAUUCACAAGAUGAAGAAGAAGCAAAUAUUAGUAUUAUUGAGAUCACGAGAGAACUUGAGCCACGACCACAUCAACAUCCACAAUCAACACCAUCACCACCACCACUUCCGACUACUGCUAGUACCAGAACCACCGUUGGAGUUGGAGUUUUUCAAGUGCCCUCAAGUACUAAUAGUUCACCCAUAAAGCCAGCAUUAUCAUCAAUUUAUUCAUCUAUUAACAGUGGCGAUUAUUGA
Lizanozyma spartinae is the source of this 1671-nucleotide messenger RNA. RefSeq lists its product as uncharacterized. Bases 1 to 1671 code for a protein of 556 amino acids. The record is from RefSeq and is a predicted model, not a curated record. The transcript is spliced from 2 exons. NCBI's taxonomy places the organism in Eukaryota, Fungi, Ascomycota, Pichiomycetes, Serinales, Debaryomycetaceae.